Molecule: messenger RNA, 246 nt
Organism: Glarea lozoyensis ATCC 20868
Lineage: Eukaryota; Fungi; Ascomycota; Leotiomycetes; Helotiales; Helotiaceae
Exons: 1
Coding region: 1-246 (81 amino acids)
Source: RefSeq, a predicted model, not a curated record
AUGCAGUUCACCGUCGUUCAAUCGGUUCUCGUCGCCUUUGCGGUUGCCGUGGCAUACGUUGUCUUUGGCCUACCAUUAUUGUUUUGCCUCGCGUGGGUGACAUGUAAGGUGAAGCCCCUACUAAAACGUGGUCUUCGACGUCUUCGCAAACAGCCCGACGAAGAAAUGUCCAUUCCGUUGCAAGAAUUGCCGUCACGAUCCUGCUUGUCGAAAGGGCAAGCCGCCGAAGAAAGUCAUGAGACAUGA